AUGACAAGAUCACAUCUUUGCCUCCUCUGUCUCCUCCUCUCCCUAGUGAAUUUGGCCGCUUCUCAAGACGAUGCAACAAUCAUGCAAUCCCUCAAAUCUACUCUUCAUCUCACACCAGACGUGGACUGGUCGAACCCUGACCCUUGCAAAUGGGUCGCCGUCCAAUGCGACGGAAGCAACCGCGUGACGAGGAUCCAGCUUAAACAGAAAGGGAUCAGCGGCACUCUCCCUCUGGAUCUCCAGAAACUCUCCGAGCUCAUCGUCCUCGAGUUCUUCUCCAACAAAAUCUCCGGCCCGGUUCCUGACCUCUCGGGGCUAACACAUCUACAGAGGCUGAAUCUGCACGACAAUCUCUUCGAUUCGACUCCUAAGAAUCUCUUCUCGGGGAUGAACUCGUUACAAGAAGCUUACCUCGACAACAACCCUUUCGCUUCUUGGGAGAUUCCAGAAACCGUUAAAGAAGCCACGUCACUCAAGAACCUCUCUCUCGUCAACUGCAACCUCACGGGUUCGAUUCCUGAUUUCUUCAGCUCCCAUACGCUCCCGAGCCUCGUUUCUUUAAAGCUAUCUCGGAACAAUAUGCAGGGAGGGCUGCCUGCAAGCUUUGGAGCUUCGUCGUUACAGCAACUCUAUCUUAACGGACAGAACCUCAGCGGGUCAAUCUCGGUGUUACAGAAUAUGACUUCUCUCGUCGAGGUUGAUCUGCAAGCUAACGCCUUUUCGGGUCCCAUCCCUGAUCUAUCUGGUUUACAGUCUCUCAGGUUGUUCAAUUUAAGAGAGAAUCAGCUCACUGGCCUUGUCCCACCCUCUUUUACUGGUCUCAAAUCCCUUACUGUCGUGAAUUUAACUAAUAACUGCUUUCAAGGACCGACUCCGUUAUUCAAAAACUCAGUCGCUGUUGAUGUAAUAGCCAACACGAAUAGCUUCUGUCUGGAGACUCCUGGUACUCCCUGCGAUCCUCGUGUCGAGGCCUUGCUUUCUGUAGCUGAGUCGUUUGGAUAUCCGGUGAAGCUAGCCAAGAGUUGGAAAGGGAAUGAUCCGUGUGGUGGUAGCUGGCUUGGGAUUUCUUGUUCUGCAAGUAAUGAAGUUACAGUGGUUGAUCUUGGGAGGCAGGAGCUCACGGGUACGAUAUCUCCGAGUUUUGCUAAGCUUACUUCCUUGGAAACCAUCAAUCUUUCUAAUAACCAACUCACCGGGAGUAUACCGACAGAGCUUACCAGUUUGCCUAGGCUUAGGACACUCGAUGUGUCGAACAAUGACAUCCACGGUGAUGUGCCCAAGUUCCGCGCAAGUGUGAGUGUGGUGACUACUGGUAACGUUAACAUCGGACGUGUCUCACCGACUAGUUGGAAAUCCUUCAGAAAUAGAAUAUAG
Molecule: messenger RNA, 1374 nt
Organism: Brassica napus (rape)
Lineage: Eukaryota; Viridiplantae; Streptophyta; Magnoliopsida; Brassicales; Brassicaceae
Product: receptor-like kinase TMK3
Exons: 1
Coding region: 1-1374 (457 amino acids)
Molecular function (GO): protein binding
Source: RefSeq, a predicted model, not a curated record